Messenger RNA from Sus scrofa (pig), 2876 nucleotides. The record is from RefSeq and is a predicted model, not a curated record. NCBI's taxonomy places the organism in Eukaryota, Metazoa, Chordata, Mammalia, Artiodactyla, Suidae.
GCGGGGGCUGCGGGCGGAGCCGGGCGGGGCGGGGCAAGUUUGUUUCCAGAGUUCGGGGACCAGGAACCCACGCGGUUGCUGCGCAGGUGCCCUCCGACUCGGUCGGGAUGGAGCUGCCCGCCGUGAACCUGAAGGCGAUCCUCCUGGUUCACUGGCUGCUGACCAUCUGGGGCUGCAUUGUGUUCCCGGGCCCCUAUGCCUGGGCCAACUUCACCAUCCUGGCCUUGGGCGUGUGGGCCGUGGCGCAGCGGGACUCCGUCGACGCCAUAAGUAUGUUUCUGGGUGGCCUGGUGGUCACCAUCUUCCUGGACAUCGUCCACAUCAGCAUCUUCUACCCGAGGGCCGGCCUCUCGGACACGGGGCGCUUCAGCGCGGGCAUGGCCAUCCUCAGCCUGCUCCUCAAGCCGUUCUCCUGCUGCCUCGUCUACCACAUGUACCGGGAGCGCGGGGGUGAGCUCCUGCUCCACCUGGGUUUCCUCGUGCCUUCGCAGGAGCGCAGCGCCUACCAGACCAUCGACUCAGAGGUGCCUGCCGACCUGGAGAGCAGGCCUCAAGGCCCCCAAGGAUACUGAAGCCGGCCAAGUCCAGGAGCCAGCUUGACAGACCUCCAGGGAGGCGCAGGCGGCAUCACCCUCUUUGUACCUCGGGUGUCAUUUGUGUCUUGGAUGGCCUCCCUUUCUUAGAACUAACGUGGGAACGAACCCAGUUUCCCAGCUCAGGGGUUGCCUGAAUCAAGUGCCCUGAGAGGCCAGGAGCCCCCGCCCUGGCACACCUGUCCCAGACUCCCCGAGGCCUCUCCUCACUCCAGGAAUCAUGCUGGGCCCAGUCUGGGAACUGUGGUUGCUUUUGUCACCUCCACCCUAAGUGGCUCCGUGAAGGCCCCAGGCCAAGCUGUGCCUAAGCCCUCAGGCCUCCAAGGGCUUCAGCUCAGGUUCAGGCCCCAGGGAAAGCUUCUCACUGCCUGGUCACUUGGUGCCUGGGGACCCCGGGGCUGGAGGCAGGAGGUGUCUGCAGCCUUUGAGACCCACCACGGCCUCCAGCUGCCUUUCUCAGAGCCAUAGCAUUAAAGUUCGGGGAAUUCUGUAGCUGAGUGUGUUUUGAACCCCUUUUAUCUCCCUUCUGGGCGGGGGCCUGGACUUGCCAUGCCUGGGAAGUUUUCUCCUGCAAAUCCUCAGGAUACCAGAGCUUAGGUGCCUGUUCUGCUGUGGCCAGAGGACACAGAGGCUCAUGACCAGCUGGGCCUACCUCGUGCUCAGCUCUGGCCUAACCAGGGCCCCAGCAGCGGAGGGCACUUUUCCAUGUGACAUGUGAGCCUCCAGUUCUCCAAAUUCAGACAACUCAGCACUUGGUUUGAAUCCUGCUCUGCCACUGACUGGCUGUGUGCCCUUGGGCAUCUUAGCCUUCUGACCUCUGUGUCCUCUGGCGAAGGGCUAAUGCCUGCCUGGGGGGUGGGAGUAGGGGGUGAUGCUGCAGAUCAAGUGGACAGUGCCUGGCCUUGGAAGGGUUCCCUAAGUGACAGUGAAGUUGUCGGUGGAGCUGCUCCUUGAGCCCGUGAUGAUGUUGAGUCAGUGGGUUAGGGGUGACCUCUUCUUGGCAGACCCUGUGUCUUGGCCUCAGAACUGACUGGAACACUUGUCUGAAAGUUCCCAGGAUCCCAUGGCCAGGGCCCUACCCCAUUCCCACUGGGACGGGUAUUGACCACAAGACCCCAGAUAUCUGGGCCAUACUGGCUUUGUCCCCAGCACAAAGAGGUCAAGGCCUAGUGCUCAGCCCCCCCUCCCCCAUUCUUCUGUACCCAUCCAUCCAAAGAGGUUGAGUGCCUGCCAUACUCUGGGCAAGGACCUGGGGUUACAGGGGUGAGCUCAAGUGCUUACUUUGGGGAGAACAGAUAUUAAGAGUCCAUGGAGUUCCCAUGGUGGCACAGCAGAAACAAAGCCAAUUAGGAACGAUGAGAUUGUGGGUUUGAUCCCUGGCCUCACUUAGUGGGUUAAGGAUCCAUGUUGCCAUGAGCUGUGGUAAAGGUCGCAGACGUGGCUCCCAUCCAUUGCUGGGGCUCUGGUGUAGGCUGGCAGCUACAGCUCCGAUUAGACCCCUAGGGUGCAGCCCUAGAAAAGACAAGCUGGGAUUAUAAGAAUUGGGCCUUGUUUCUCUCUGACACAUCAAAGAAAAAGUUUGUUGAAGGAGCUGAGCUCAUUUGGACUAGAGAGAUAAGAUUGUGAGAACGGUGGGAAGAAGGAGGCAGAAACUGGAGCAAUGAGAUUUCAAGUGGAGUUUGCUGACCGACAGAAUUAUCAGGAGCUCUGAGCAGGCGUCUGGAACUCAGGCUCCCCUGCCACAGGGGAUGCUUGUUUUUUUAGACAGGGGUCAUUUUGUUGAGCCAGGUAGUCUGUGGCCUUGGAGCUAUCUUUGUCUUUGGAAACUCAUCUGUCACAUGGGCCUGUUCGAUAAAAAGGAGUCUGUGUCCUUUCAGGCCUUGCUUCAUUUUCCACCUAAGAAAGAUGACCAUUCAAUCACUCCUGGGGUCAAGGAGAGCUCCCCAAUUAUACAUAUGCAGUAAGACUCCUAGGGGUCAGAAAGGGAGGGGACACCAGGCCAUAAUAAGUCCUGAUGCCAUCUCAGCAUCCUUUGCUCUGGAAUCCAUCUGUGUCAAAAGAUGUGUGUGCAUACUGGUUAGGGUCCUGUGUCCAGUCAGGUGUGAGAAUUAAAACAGGAUGAUUGGCUAAAGGUAAACAAAGGCCCAGAAGAGCUGUCCUAUGUAAGCCAUUUAAAUCCGCUCUCUGGGAGCGCUACUCAUUCAGGGGGACAGUUGCACCCACGCGCCUCUCUAGGGUGUGUGACUUCUUUGCUUCUGACGUUUUAAUAAACCACUUCCUGGA